This is a messenger RNA of Mercenaria mercenaria, 2504 nucleotides long. RefSeq lists its product as uncharacterized. Bases 1 to 1620 code for a protein of 539 amino acids. NCBI's taxonomy places the organism in Eukaryota, Metazoa, Mollusca, Bivalvia, Venerida, Veneridae. The transcript is spliced from 8 exons. The record is from RefSeq and is a predicted model, not a curated record.
AUGAGAGGGUCGCAAUGGGGUUUGUUUUCACAUAUUGACCACAUAUUUGAAGUGAUUGACUCGGAGCUGACAUUGAGUGCGCCUGUAAAUGAAAACGAACCGGUGGAACUUGCAGAAGAAAUCAUAACAACAGUAAUUAACCAAGCAAUUGAGGAAGUUGGAGAUGCCAAUAAUUAUCCGAAAAUUCGUUUAGCUGUUAAGAAGAUACUCGAGGACAUUAAAAAAAUACCACAUGUAGAAAUUGGAAAGGCUGAACACAAAUGUGUAAUUUUGAGAUUUAGGUGUACAACAUAUAAAGCUGUAUUAGAUCUGUUGUUGUACAUGGAGAGCGAAAUGUACAAGACCCGUUUAGAUGCAUUAGCAAAUGCAGUCAGUACUGAAAUGUUUGACAACCCUUCCAGUUGUAAACUGCAUGCAGCUGUUGUGACAGAAUGUCUGACUACUAUAUUGCACGAGCUCAGAGCUGAAUCUUCCAAAUCCAUGCAACACAAGAAAACAAUAAAAUUGCCUAUCAAAUUGCAGACAGUAGAAGGGUUUGAGAAUAUUUGGAACAUAUUUGAGGGCAAUGGCGCUUUGGAGCAAUUCCAGGAAUUGUCGGAUGCAAUUUCAGAACACCUUGAUACUAAAAUAACAGUUACACCAUCACUUAACAUUGACGCUUUAAUGACCUCAGCUAGUAUGACGAUAGCAGAGUCACAGAUUGAUUCCCAUGCCGACAUAGCUUUCAUAGAACCGAGUGAAGCACAAAAUCAAGAUACGAAUUUUAUCUUUGAAUACGUGAGGAAAACUAAAGAUGAUGACAGUGCGAUAGGAGGGAGCAUUAUUACAAGUCAGUCAAACAAGCCUUUUUCAGUUUCGGAAGGAUACGUUCCAGCUGAACCACGCUUAGGAGACUUGAUCCAAAUACAAAUGGAGAGCGACGAGAUUUAUAUAGGACGCUGUACUGUAGGUCCUAUUGUUUCAGUCUCGGAUGCUGAGGAAAAAUGUUUCAUUACAGUAGGCAACAAUCCAGGUGUUUUGAAUAAAGCAAACGUACACGUCAGCAUUGAUGAAAAUCCAAUGAGGAUGUUAGCAUGGGACUCAACUUACGGUACCGUUUUAGUAGCGCCUGACCUUGGAACCCAAGCAGAAGCAACUGCUCUAGGCAACGCUAUGGCGGCAAAUGCAGAAGAUCUUGGUGAUGCGGCAUCUGCACAUGUGAAUCUCUCAGGGUUGAGGGUUUGUAAAAUUGGGGCAAAAACGAAAUUAACAGAAGGAAUGAUAAUUGGUUCUGUUGAAAACAUGAUAGUUGGAGGCACUCAAGAGGCUCUUAAAAACGCUGUAUACGUUGAAACACUGCCAGGUGCUGACGAUCACCCGUUUGCAAGUACCGGCGAUGCAGGGGCAAUGGUAUAUCACGAAAAGAGCUACGGGUCUUUUAAAUGUAUUGGGGUUCUGCUCGGAGAAAAAAUAAGGAUAGAUGCACACACUGAAUAUUUUGUUGUCAGACUUAUCGACGAUAUUCUUCAAGACUUUGAGAAACGUCUUGGAAAGCAGAUAACUCUUGAUUAUUCAACAAUGAAGGAACAAAUUCUCUCAACAAUCGAGGAACACGGCCAUGAGAAUUUGUUUCUUGAUUAAUACUCCCAAAAUGAUUUUGUUUAUACGACUUUUGUAAAAAAGGAAUUGUGCUCACUUGAAUCAAAGGGACCACCACAGCAAAAAAUAGAAAAUCCGUUCAAAACAUUGUUCGUAUAAAGAACUUAAGGUUUAGGAGUAAUACAUCAGAAUACAGAAAUAUUUGAUAAACGAACAACAUAUUUACCAAUGUUUUAUUUGACAAUUACAUGUACUUCCGUCCUGUCCCGUACAACGGAUACUAAAUCUAUUCUAAAAAAGUAGUUGUUCCCCUUUAAAAAUGAAUGUCAUUUGUAAAGUAAUAAAACUAAACAAUUGCUGCAAAUUACGUUCCACUUAGUUAUGUGAAAUUUAAACACUUGUACGUUAUUAAAGAUGCAUCUAAAAAGAACAUAUGUAACAGUUCUUUGGAAACGGUGCGUUUUUAAAGGAGGUUACAUGUGGCCCCUUUAUGCAGUACUUUUCCGGAAUGCAAUGUUUAUAUCAGUAUACUGACACUUGUUUCGUGGAAUAAUAUACAUGUUUUACAUGCUGUUUAAUGUUCGUGUGAAACAACUCUUUCUUUCUAUGAGUUGGUGUUGUUUGAAUGUUUUUUCUCUAAACUUAAGGCUAAGCGUUAAUGAACCUUGACAAAAAUUGGUCUGUAAUAUUUUAUGAUCCUCUAUAACAAAAAAACUAUUUAAACUGUUCAGCUUUGUCCUUCUUAGGGUCUGUAACAUCCUCGUCUUCUUCUUUGAAAUGUUUUUCUUUACGUAUGUGAAUCGCUUGUUAGAUCACCACUUCACCUCUGGUCUUUAGCAUAUUUGUACAGUCAUCCCUCUGGUUUGUUCCAAUGAUUUGGUUUGGUCACUUUAAUGUCAUAUGUCGGUAUUUCUAUAUACUAGUAA